Messenger RNA from Schistocerca americana (American grasshopper), 6842 nucleotides. Its product is annotated as mucin-19-like. Gene Ontology annotation, cellular component: SCAR complex; cytoskeleton. Lineage: Eukaryota; Metazoa; Arthropoda; Insecta; Orthoptera; Acrididae. The transcript has 13 exons. The record is from RefSeq and is a predicted model, not a curated record. Gene Ontology annotation, molecular function: Arp2/3 complex binding; protein kinase A regulatory subunit binding. Gene Ontology annotation, biological process: positive regulation of Arp2/3 complex-mediated actin nucleation; actin cytoskeleton organization. The coding region runs from base 159 to 5696 and encodes 1845 amino acids.
UUCAAAGUGUGUGGUGCGAGUGGUGCGCGCGUCUGCUGGCGGGAACAAAUGAAACGGCAAAAUGGACGAACCUUAAGUUUAUUGUAAUUACUUAAUAUUCUAUAAAAUUCAAGCGGGAAUGAAGAUCAAACGAGGCAGAACGUCACAGAAGAAUAACUAUGCCGUUUAUUCAGCGCGUUGUCGAGCCGAUUUACCUGAGCCGGCAGAUUUCGCACGAGGAAGAAAUCGCGCCGGUGGUCACGGAACAUGAACUGGAAGCAGUGACGAAUAAUACGCUCAGCAAUGCGUUGCGACAGUUGGCUUCGCUAGUUGUUAUAGCUAACGACAUAUUCGAUGACCUCGCUAAACAGCUUCAAGAUGUUUCCGAAAGGGCGACCAAACUACGGACAAGGACUGACCUCGUCGAGGAGAAGGUGUCGGCGUUCGAUCCCAAAACUGUCACAGUCCCGGAGGGCGACCUGUGCGACUUCAGCGCGCGCACCACGCACUUCGCGGCGCGCCGCGACGCGCCGCAGGCUCUGUUCUCGGCGGAGACGCGGCCGGCCGCGGUGCGCCGGCUGUACGAGUCUGCGGCGCGCACGCCCGUGCCGCUGAUGCGCCAGCUGGACCGCCACCGCGAGGACGGCCGCCGCUGCUCGCGCUUCUUCCUCUGCACGCCCGUGCUGGGACAGCGCCGCCGCCGGCACGCGCGCCUGCGCAGCGCCGACAUCGACAUCGAGACGCGCACCCCGGCGGCGGUGGCGGCGCUGCGGCGCUGGACGAGCGCCGAGGCGCUGGGUGACGUCACGGUGCUGCCAGACUGCAGCGUGCGACUGCCCCCCGCCAGCGACGCCGACGCCGACGAGACGGACCACCGCCUGCCGUCGCCCGAGGAGCAGCUCGCCACGGUGGCGCUGAGGUUCCCGGGCCACAUGGUCGCGGUGGACGUGUCGGGGCGCGCCUUCCAGCGGAUGUCGCUGGUCCGCAGGUCGCAGCAGCUGGGCCCGGGAGCGGGCCGGGAGGCGCCGGCGGGGGCGGCGCUGCGCCCUGCCGCCAGCUCGGAUCUGCUGUCGCCGCGCCCGUCCACGUCCGCGUCGUCGACGCCCGAGGGCGACUCGGGCUCCGGCACCGGCAAGAAGCUGUCGCACCUGCGCAGCCUGAAGCAGUGGGCGGGCAGGGCCAAGCUGCGGCUGACGCGCCGAGACUCCACCCCCACCCCGACACCCGCUGCCGCCCCCGCGCCGACCCCAGACGCCGCCCCCGCCGCUCCUGCACCGCCGCCGAUGCCGACGCAACCGUCCGGAUCGCAGCCCCACACCGACCACGCCGUCAACGUCUACGAAAGCGUCGGUUCCCAUCUGCCUAUCGCCGCGUCCUCGGGCCCGCUGAGCGUGGCGGUGAAGCUGCGAGAGAAGCGCGACCAGGCGCCGCCGCUGCACUCCUCGUCGGGCAACUGGUCCGCCAGCUCGGAGAGCGGCCGCGCCUCCCUGGGCUCCAGCACCAGCACCAGCCACCAGCCCAGGUCGACGACGACGGUGUCGUCGGCGACGGGCGCGGGCCACGCGCUGAACACGUCGGCCAGCUCGUCGGGCACGCUGACGCCCGACCUGGCGGCGAGCAUCGCCGACCAGGACUCGAGCUCGGUGUACUCGUGCGACACGGAGGGCUACUACACGUCGUUCCACCUGGACAGCGGGCUGAAGCCGCUGCGCGAGGAGGACCCGGUGGCGGUGGCGGCGGCGGCGGCGGCUGCGGCCGGCUGCCCGCCCCUGGCGCCACCGGGCGUCGCGCUGGGGCCCACCGGGACGCUGCUGCCGCAGCAGGCGCUGCACUCCACCUGCGCGCUCUCCACCGGCGGCUCGCCCAACCGCACGCUCACCGCCGACUCCGAGUACGAGCUCUUCGGCAAGGGCUCCACGAGCACAACAACCAGCUCUGCAGGCACCGUCUGCACGACGCUGCAGCUGUCAGAGGGCAGCCCCGCCACGGGGCCAGCCGUGCCCGAGCGCAAGAGCUCACUGCUGGUGGCUGCUGACGUGCAUGCGGACUCCCCCGACUCGGGCCACAACACCUCCAGCUCACCAGCGCAAUCUGCCAGCCCGCCCGGCACCCUCACUGUCAGGUCACGGUCGCGAUCAUCGGACUGCGACUUCUCUGAGUCUGACCUGGAGGCAGUAGAGCGUGUUGAGCGCAUCCGCGUGAAGACGGCCAUCAAUUCGAGUCGCAUCCCAUCCAUGUGUGUUAUCACACCACCACAGUCUGAUGAUGAGGCAGGCACAGGUGCCUCUGCACCUUCAUCUCCACCCAUGCAGCAGAGGGCACCACAGACAACCGCUGUGGCCGGCAGGCGGCCAGCCUAUGAGAAGCAGCUCAGCUCUGAUUCAGAGUCCGACUGGGCCGCUAUUGUGCGCAAGGAGCGCAGGCCGCAUCUCAACCUCAACGGUGUCAUCGGAAAGGUUAAGGACGCCUUCACGGGAAAGAAGUCGCCCGAAUCGCAGCCUGCUCCAGCUCACACGCCGGCACCGACGACGACGACGGCCACGGCCCAACAGGAUGCGGGCGACUAUGUGACCAUUGCUGACGUGCGGCCUCACACCAAUUACAAGCCAAGCUCGCCGCGGCUCUACUCGAACACAGCAGUGGUGGCAGCGUGCCGACCGACGGAGUACGUCUCCCUGAAUGAGCUGCCACCACCUGAGACGACGAGGUCCGGUGCCCCUCUGGCUGCCUCUCCACCGCCAGGCGACUCCCUGGAGCGAAGGCGCCGUCAGGGUGCACGAGUCACGCUUGACUCUGAAGGCCGUGUCGUUUACUCCUCAGACAGCCUUCGGCGGCGUGGCAAAACAGGACACACCACCUUCGAGCCGGGCCCGUAUGUCAAGGAGCCGUCAGCAGCGGGCAGCCCCAUGAUGGGCCACCGCACUGCUGCCACCACCGGCCACCCGCCGCCCACCUCUCCGCAACUGGGCAAGGUGAUCAUCAGAGCAGCCACACCCGCCACCUGCGUCUCUGCACAGCGUCCGCUGUCACCGCCACCUGUGCAGCAGCAGCAACAACAGCAGCAGCAGCAGCAGCCGCAGCAGCAGCAGAGGCCUGGGGCCUAUGUUAAUGUGCAGUCUCCUACGCGCAGUGCACCAGACAAUCGUGACACCGAGGAAGGUAAGGUCCCUCCCCUGCCAUCAGACCCCAAACUCCCACCCUUCCUGCGCCACGCAGAUCCAGCACUGUAUGACCGCAUCAGCGGCAGCGCCCCGGGCAGCUCGAGGGUUAAGCGCAGUGACAGCUACCGUCUGGCCAACUCGCCCAUCCUGCUGCCUGCCAGAAAGGUAAAUCGCGAUAUUCUUCUGAAUUCCACAUUUGAGGCUGGAACCCGGAAAGAACAGGCUGGCAAUGGCCGCCUACCUAGCAGCAGGGAACAGUCGACCACCCUGGAAAUGACACCACACAAGAGCCAGCAGCACGAGUUCUCCCGGGCACGACAGCAGGUAGCUAGAGUCCAGGACUCGCCGACCCUGUCGAGUGGUCGGUCCUCUCCAGCAGAUGUCGACGUCAGGCAGGUAUCAAAUCCCAACUUGUUGGGGCGCAGGUUCUAUGGUGCUCAGGUCCGUGUCGAUCCCGAGUUGCUCUCAGGUGCCCGAGCUGCAGGAAAGCGGUCAGUCGUUCCUGUGCCAGCUGACACGGAGCGUGCAAAGGUGCUUUCGAAUAAAGGUAAUGACCAUGACACUGAGAUAUGGGCAUGUGGUGCUGGAGUGGGAAAAUGGCCUAACAAAACUAAAGAAAGACGAAAUCCAACUUAUGGUAAGGAACCACCAAGGUACGGCUAUUCUCCACAUGCAGUGUGGUCUAAUACCACUGAUCACACACAGCAUGUUCCAUAUUCAGCUCCUCCUUACUGGACACUACCUGCCAGAAGAUCACAAGAUAAAUUGGACAUGGAGAGUUCAGGAAAACAAAUCAAUCCAAUGCAGCAAGAUCCAGGCAGCAGACGUUUCAACACUAUAGCUACCAGUAGCUGCAGGAAUUACGUAGACAGUCAAAGAAGUAAUGAACACAAAAACAUGAUGCCGUAUCAGUACAAUGUGUGUGCAACGCAACUUUACUCAAAUAUACACAGAGUGCCAGUGGCAACAACAAAUACACAUUCUGCAUGUGGCAUGCCAGCUUCUGUUCCUAAAGUGCCUGAAACAAUGCCACAAAAUUCUCACCUUGCUCUGUCUAAUCAACAACGGCAACAAACAGAAAACACAAGGCAAGCAUUCUUCUCUUCUACGCCAACUAAGAGUGGAACAAUGUCCAUGGACAUGAGUACAAAUUUCUCACCAAUUCCAAAGCAAAGUUUGCAAAAUGACAAUGGAAACACAUUCAAGGCAUACAGCAACACACAUUUGCAAGUAAACCAUGUGAGAGUUGGGUCUCCACGUCUUAUAUCACCACCUCGAACAUCCAUGACAUCAGAAGAGAUCUUUGCUGCAAUUCACAAGUCAAAAAAGCGUUUAAAUAUAAAAACAGAUUCAGACAGUUAUAGCAGGAGUGCUUCCCCAUCUUGCUCCUCUGCAACUAGUCUCUCACCUGGAAGUUCAGAAUCCUCUCUCUGUGGACUUCAGGGAAGAGCUGCAAAUAGGUACACACCUGAAACAGGGACAUUCAACAACAGAAAUGAAAAUGGUAGAAAUCGUCACAGCUGGUCACCAAAUGCGAGUGAAGAAGAAGUUCUGCAUCAAUCGCUGAACUCGAGGUCACCUGUGCAACUUCCUGGGUCUCGACAGAGUUGGGCCUGUGACAGGUUGGCUUCUAUCCAGCAAACAUCUAGAAAUGAUUUUAAGAGACUCUUACUGCAGCAAAGCAGCAAAUCAAAUAUUUCUAGCAUAACAGGCUACCCUGGGACCAAACUAUCUGCUGUGGAACAGCUGAGGUUGUCUCGUCAGAAGAUGGUUUCUGCAACAAUCAACACUAAUGGCUGCUACUCAUCCAGAAGUCCUGUGGAGAAGCGUAAUGGUGGACCCAAGUUGUUAUCUUCCCCUAGGACAUUAGCAACAUGGAAGUUCUCUUCACCAAGAACAGACGUCCUCUCCUCUACAAUACCAGAAGAUUGUGCAGAGGACGAGGACACGUCAAAUUCACCACAAAAUAGUCCCUCAAGGCAACAGCAGUCAAAGUUAGCAAGCACUGCAACAAGCAGUCAUGGGACUACUUUGAUGAAUCCCUCAGUGCGGAGGCCUUUGAGUGACUCUUUUGGCACAGACAGACUUACUCAACCAUCAAAUGUGGAAGCCAAUAAGACUGGAACUUCGAGGUACCAAACUAGUAUACAACAAAAAUCAAAUCUUCCAGGACAGAGUGUAUUGAACACUAAUGCAAAAAAUUCCACAGCAAGUAACAGGCUUUUAUUUUGCAACUCAAAAGUUCCUCCAGUGAGAUCACCAGAAAUGUUUUCAAAACAAAAUAUUAAGGAAAAUGUAAAUUCAAACCAGAUAAAUAAUGUAAGGACUUACACUAAUAAUCAGAUAAAAACAGAUAACCAUAAUCGCAUGUUAAAUACCGAGUUCAAAUCACCACAACUUAUUAUGCAGCAACAAAGCCUGUUAAAUGUCUGCACCCCAAAGAGACAAUCCAAUGACAAAACAAAAACAAAUUAUUAUAAUGGCUCACCAGGCAGGUACAUUUUAGGAACUCUUGAAUCAAAGAGCCCCUCGCCGACUCUGGAAACUGCCCUGUAAGCAUUUUCCAGUGUUAUACUGAGUUUUACUGACUACAAAACUAUGGUGAAUGCACAUGAGAAUUCUGGUUAGUAGUUAAUCGUCCUGUGAAAAUGAAAUCAGGUAUGGGACCACCACAUUUAUGAACUAAAAGCUGUUGCUCAGAUGAACCAUGCCUUGUAACAUUGCUGCUGUAUAAAGUAAUGGAUAAUCAAACCCGGUCUGGAAAUGUAUGAUACUUAGCACUGACCUACAUUAUAUUGCAAACACUGUGUGCUGGUGAUUUAAUUAUGUGAUAUGAACAUCUCUCUUAAGAGUGUAAAGUCAUUUAUGCAGUCAAAUUUACAGAAGAAAAAACUUGCUGGACUGUGCUGAACUUGUAAAACGAGUUCACCAUUAUGGUAAUAAUUACAUUUGUGUAUAAGUAAAACUUAGUCUAGUCCAGAAUUUAAAAUCAAUUCUGCACAUUACCAUGCACAGUUUUCUUUUAAAUUAUUUUGUACAAUGAGAAUAUUGUAUUUCCUAUUUUUAAUGUACAGAGAAGCAGCAAAAUUUACUUGAAACAAUUUUUUAUAUUUAAACUGGACUAUGUCAAUUUUUAACAAUAUUGUAAUAUUGACUGCGCAUGGAAAAAAAACUGCAAACACUUUGAAAGUGCACAACAAAUACAAAAUAUAACUUUUAUGUUACAACAGAAACAAUGUAUUUUCGUAGUAAAAGUCUCAAGAACGCAGUGAUUUCCAGAAAUGUGAAACAAGUUAAUAUGGCACUGUUGUAGAAAUGUGUAGUUUAAACACCGUGCAAUAAUUACAAAUAUAAAAUCAACUCAUCUUCAAGCAUACAUUAGUCAUACAGCAUUGAUGAACAUCAAAAACUUCUAUCACAUUAAUUAAUUUGUAUUGUAUACUAAAAAAACUUCAGUACAGAACAAACAGUGCCUAUUAUCACUUUUUGUACUAUGCAAGAGAAGUAAUUUGUGAAUUCAGCAAAGAGUAUGUAACUUCUAAAUUAAGAUGAAUUUACUGCUUCAUCUGUGCUCAGAGAACAGAGUAAUAUAUUAUACAAAAAUUUUAAUAUAUAAAUGAUACUGUAAUGAUGAUGUAAAGAGAACUGACUAGAAGAAUUUAAUUUUGAAUGGGUCAUGGCUUAAAUACAAACAAAAGAAAU